AUCUGUGUAUUUUCUUUAUAGGACUUUUCGACAUGAAUUAUACGGAGUCCAGCCCGUUGGCGGGAUCAACUCUAAUAGGUUUUACCUCUGAGUUAGAACGUAUCACUCCUGUGCCUUCCAAUGAGACAAGUUGUGAAAACUGGAGAGAGAUUCAUCAUCUGGUUUUUCAUGUAGCGAACAUUUGUUUUGCAGUUGGUUUGGUCAUUCCAACCACUCUUCACCUCCAUAUGAUCCUGCUUAGAGUGAUGCUCUCCACAGGAUGCACCCUGUAUGUGGUCUGGGCCACUCUCUACCGAUGUGCCUUGGAUAUGGUGAUCUGGAACUCUGUGUUCUUGGGUAUCAAUAUUUUGCAUCUUUCAUAUCUUUUGUACAAGAAAAGACCGGUCAAGAUCGAAAAGGAGCUGGGUGGUGUCUACCACCGAUUGUUUGAACCACUCCGCGUCCCUCCUGACUUGUUUAAAAGGUUGACUGGACAGUUUUGUGUGAUCCAGACCUUGAAAAGGGGCCAGACGUACGCCACAGAGGAUAAGACCUCGGUUGAUGACCGUCUUAGUAUUCUCCUAAGGGGAAGAAUGAAGGUAUCCUAUCGAGGACAUUUUCUGCAUAACAUUUACCCGUGUGCCUUUAUAGAUUCUCCCGAAUUCAGAUCAACACAGAUGCACAAAGGUGAAAAAUUCCAGGUCACCAUUGUUGCGGAUGAUAACUGCAGGUUUUUAUGCUGGUCAAGAGAAAGAUUGACUUACUUUCUGGAGUCGGAGCCUUUUCUCUAUGAAAUUUUUAGGUACCUUAUAGGAAAAGACAUUACAAAUAAACUCUAUUCACUGAAUGAUCCUACCUUAAAUGAUAAGAAAGCAAAGAAGCUGGAGACACAGAUGAGCCUCUGCACACAGAUCUCCAUGCUGGAGAUGAGGAACAGCAUCACCAGCUCCAGUGACGGCGAGGACGGCCUCCACCACUUCCUGCGGGGCUCCACCAGCACGUCUUCUCUCCCCAUGUCGUCCCCGCAGCAGCGAGCCUCUGCCAAGAUGAAGCCGAUAGAGGAAGGGGUGGAAGACGAUGACGACGAUGAGGUCUUCGUACCAGUGUCUCCAGGCGCACUUACAGUCCGUCAGCUGCCUUGAUGAGCAUCUUCUG
This is a messenger RNA of Acomys russatus (golden spiny mouse), 1134 nucleotides long. It is a transcript of the gene Popdc1, whose product is annotated as blood vessel epicardial substance. The record is from RefSeq and is a predicted model, not a curated record. The transcript has 7 exons. Bases 33 to 1121 code for a protein of 362 amino acids. Lineage: Eukaryota; Metazoa; Chordata; Mammalia; Rodentia; Muridae. Gene Ontology annotation, cellular component: sarcolemma. Gene Ontology annotation, molecular function: cAMP binding.